Molecule: messenger RNA, 555 nt
Organism: Closterium sp. NIES-65
Lineage: Eukaryota; Viridiplantae; Streptophyta; Zygnematophyceae; Desmidiales; Closteriaceae
Source: the annotation of a GenBank genome assembly
AUGGCCGCUAUGACACAGCGGAGGAGGUCGGCUGUGAGGUCAUCGUUCCACUUUAUCAUUGACCUUGUGCCAGUGGCGGUGAUUCUCGAUGGGCCUCUACUUGCAACGGACGGGAGUGCAGUGGGUGCGGUAGUGGGGCUUGCAGCAGGAGCGGGGGGUGGGGAUGCACCGUGUGGGGGAAUGGGGGAUGCUGCAGGAGCGGGGGGUGGGGAUGCACCGUGUGGGGGAAUGGGGGAUGCUGCAGGAGCGGGGGGUGGGGAUGCACCGUGUGGGGGAAUGGGGGAUGCUGCAGGAGCGGGGGGUGGGGAUGCGGAUGCAGGAGGAUGGGAUCUGGUGGCCAUUGAAGGCGCAGACGUAGUAGUACCUGUCGCCAUCCCCUGUCGCGAAUGCGUAGCUGCUGCCACUCAACCUGGAUUUGGGUACAACCUGCUCCCCAAGGCUAAGCCACGGUGCGGUGUGGCAGACCCACCGUUUAUAAUCAUCCCAUUUGGCAUGCUUCGUGAUAUUAUCAGCAUCACGAACCUGCACGAGAAGGGAAUGGGAGGAGAGUGGUAG